Molecule: messenger RNA, 591 nt
Organism: Tachyglossus aculeatus (Australian echidna)
Lineage: Eukaryota; Metazoa; Chordata; Mammalia; Monotremata; Tachyglossidae
Product: putative vomeronasal receptor-like protein 4
Exons: 1
Coding region: 1-591 (196 amino acids)
Biological process (GO): G protein-coupled receptor signaling pathway
Cellular component (GO): membrane
Molecular function (GO): pheromone receptor activity
Source: RefSeq, a predicted model, not a curated record
AUGGUCACCAGCACUUUCAUCUGGGGCAUCUGCUUCCUCUCCCAGACUUCAGUGGGACUGGUAGGGAACUCCCUCCCCCUCACAGUCCACGUCAUUCUGCUCCCCCUGAUCCAUGAACCUAAGCCCACAGACUUGAUUAUCACCCACAUGGCCCUGGUCCACGCCAUGAUGCUCUUCACCAGGGUGGUCACAAAGGCAGCGUCAGCCCACGGUCUGCAGCUGCUACAGACUGACAUCAGGUGUAAGGUGUUAGAAUCUGUCUACCGCGCUACACGUGGCACAUCCAUGGGCACCACCAACCCCCUGAGCGUGAUCCAGGCCAUCACCAUCAGCUCCAGCCACCCCUCCUGGGCCCGGCUCAAUGCCCAGUUGGCCAAGCAUGUCUUCCUGGCCUGUGUCAUCAUCAGGCUCAUCAACGUGCUCGUGGAAGCCACCCUUCUCAUGAAGAUGGUUUCAUCCCCCAACGUGACCAGCAGAGAAAACAGGUUCCAUGACAACUACUGCAUGGUGUCCCAGAUCAUCACGUCCAUUAGCGCUCUGCUCCAGGGGUUGUUUCUGACCCUCAUGACAGUCAGUGAUGUCCUCUCUUAG